GGUUCGAACGUCGUAACCAACCCUCGCGCCACCUAGUGGGUUGGCUGUGGGACUCAGCCGAGCCGGCUCCAUCUCACAAGCGAUGUGACCGCAUCGACCGUCUUGUUCGCCGUUGCUAUCGUCCCGAAGUCAGUUCCUCCAACAACCCCCGAACGCACCUCCGGAACCGAGCUGUGCGCGUUGCCGGCACCGGCCAUUCAUUCCGCUCUCCAUCCUCCUCAACACCACCUCAGCCAUUGUGCAUCCGAAUUUGUCAUCAUGGAGAAUGAGUUUGCAGACUGGGGCUUGCCCGAGUCUGUUCUGCGCGCUUUUGAAGCUGAGGAAGUCGAUGUAGCAGCGGCCCUGGUGCUGGGAGAAGUUGCCUUAUCCAAUUUGCUCAAGGAGGGUCCUAAGGCAAGAUUUCUCUCUGCGAGGGAGAAGUACCUGGAGAAGAACACUGUGGUGCUUGAUCUGAAUUCUACCGAUGUUGCAGGAUCCAGCUUCCAGGUGAAUGAUACUCCACGUUCACUUUCACAUUCUCCCCAAAUCUCUGUGGUGCUGGAGGCUAGUCCUGCAAAGGCUACGAGUAAUGUCGAGAUCACAGCUGUGCCUCAACCUACUUCUGUCUCUGGGAGUCGCCCGUCUUGCAGCCAAAGCAAUCCAUCCAAGAAACGAAAGAUAUGCACCACUUAUGUGAAUCAAAUCGACACUCUUUUGGAUGAUUGCCUGGAGGGCCAAUCAGUUCUUGCCUCGUACCGUAAGAAAUCUCACCUUGACAAUGCAUCACGGGACCAGCUUGUAAAAUGUGUUAUCUUUUCUUUGUUCAGAAAUGAUUAUGAUAUCCGGGUGAUCCCGUCAAAACUAGAAAGCAUUGCCAAAGAUAUUCACGAGGUGUUUCGCACUGAGUCUGCGUUGACUUAUUUUUCUCGACACCAGAAAAACGGCAAACAAGUAGUUGCUGGUAGGCUGGUUGUCAAAUACCAUAACUUGAGGCGCAAACUUAUUUCGGUUGGCUUGAUUCCUAAGACCACACUUCAGGAGGAACUUGAAAUUGAAGAGGAAAUAGUGCAUACUGAGGUCGAUUUGGAGGAGGAUGAGGAUCUCCGCUGGUUAUCGGGCAACUCCAGGCCAUGGGCUGAUGUCCUCAGUGCUUGGGAUAGAACUCACAUUGCUCGCAUGCAACUUGUCAGGUGUAUCAAUAAGUCCCAGAAGCCAACUGAAGGGGAGCCCAUGGAAAAUGUUAUUACAAGUGUCUCAAGCUAUCUGUCAUACUUCCGUGCUCUUGGCACAGUGCAUGGUUGGGAACUGCUUCUUGAAGACUUUAACCAACUCCACCCUGGAAAGGCAGUAGCCUUAACAUCGAACUGGCCAAAACUUGAGGCCCUGGCCAAAAUCAGACUUGGAUCACAAGUUAAAUUCUUGGAUGAUGGUAGCCUAUCAUUCGAUCAGAAAGUCACUGAACUCUUGAUUCGGCUGAACCAAUUGUUCAAAGUCCGCAAUGUUUCAACUCCUAAAGGAUCAUGGAAAGUCUCUCGCAUAGAAGCGCAACGUUCCUUUGUGCUUCAUGCACCGACUGAAGGGUCGUGGAAGUCUGUCAUCAAUGACAGGAGGGAAUGCCUGGCCAAGCAAGGAUUGAGUUUGCAACCGUACCUCUGUUUCAUUGGCCCUGUUCACCAAAUAAAAAAUUGGAAACUUGUUUUCAAUGACAAGUCAUCGUGGGACUUUGAAUCCCCACUUCAAGCUCUGGAUGUAGCUUUUAAAUCAUUCUUUGCUACUGAUGCUGCAUAUCCUGCAGAAUCCAGACACAUCUGGACUUUCAUUCAGCAGGCUGUGUAUGGCAUUGUUUGUGCCAAUGACUUCAAAGAUGACAAGCCUCUGAAAGCUUAUCUUGCAUCUGACCUGAAGCAGUUUGCUGCAAUUUAAAUCUGAAUCAAUUGAUUGAUAGUGUGUGUAUGCACUAUGCUCAGUUCAUGUUUUUUGUAUUGAAAAUAUUUUUCUAGUUUUAUUUCUAUACUACCAAAAUGGUGUUUCUGUAGUAGAUUUUUUUUUGUGACUGAGUUGUGCUCUUCAGAAUUGUCAUUAAUUCUGCUUGUGUUUCUCAGAUUUUUUGUUUUGCUCUAAUGCUGUCCAGUCUGUUUCACCAUAAAUAGGUGUAAACUUUGUUGUUUGACUAAGUUGAUCUCUUCAGAAUUUGUUAUUAAUUCUACUUGUAUUUUUCAGACUGUUGUUUGCUUUUAUACCGUCUAGUCUGUUUGACCAGAAAUAGGUGUAAAUAACUUCUUUGUUUAACUAAAUUGAGAAUUGUUUAGAAUUUUUAUUGUAAUUCUCCUUGUAUUUCUCAGACUUUUGUUUUGCUUUAAUGCUGUUUUGUCUGCUCGACCAGAAAAUAGGUGUAAACUUUUUUGUUUUGUGAUACUGAGUUUAUCUCUUCAGAAUUUUUGUUCUGCUUGUGUUUCUGAGACUGUUGGUAUGCUUUAAUGCUGCUAGUCUCGACCAGAAAUAAGUUUAAUAUUUCUUAUUUAACUCUAUUUUGUGAUAAUUUUGUUUUGGUAAACUUUAUUUCCCAACUACUU
Molecule: messenger RNA, 2552 nt
Organism: Frankliniella occidentalis (western flower thrips)
Lineage: Eukaryota; Metazoa; Arthropoda; Insecta; Thysanoptera; Thripidae
Exons: 11
Coding region: 259-1902 (547 amino acids)
Source: RefSeq, a predicted model, not a curated record